Messenger RNA from Fopius arisanus, 2988 nucleotides. RefSeq lists its product as uncharacterized. Bases 1027 to 2646 code for a protein of 539 amino acids. The transcript has 4 exons. Lineage: Eukaryota; Metazoa; Arthropoda; Insecta; Hymenoptera; Braconidae. The record is from RefSeq and is a predicted model, not a curated record.
CGUAUGUUUUACAUAUAAACAUAUUGGGACUCCAUUGAUAUGAUUAUUGGCUGAAGCCAGACCUACUGUAGAAAGUUUUAAGCUUGGCAGCACGCUUGGAGCAGGAUAUAAAGUAGGUUCAUUAGCAGGUAGCGAAGUGACCCAUCAGAAUAUAUAACUGGUAUCACCGUAGGUUGAAGCGAGAAACACAUGCUAAGAAAUGCCAAGCUUGGCAGUUUAGAAUCAACCAACCUUGGACCUAUUGUCAAUGCUUGGCAAUUUCCGAAGCCUCAUCGUAUUAUCGAUGUCUCGCCAUGUCUAAAAUCAGAACUCUGCCCGAGUGCGGUUGAUGAGGUGCAGAAUUACUCAUUACUGUUAUCAGAGGAGAGUUCAGUGCAAAAACACUCUUAGUAGUGAACUUGGUAAUCUUUAUUGUGCAUUAUAAAUGAUGAGUACGUUUUUUACGGUGAGUCGGCCGAUGGACUGUGAAAUUGUCCAUUACGGAGAAUCAACAAAGUGACCCGUGAACAAAUUAUAAUAUGACAGACUAGGACUUAUGAAGACUCACUUUUUCGUGAAGGAUUGGAUUAUUCAAAGCAUUCGGAAAUUGAGCAUAUGAUUAUGUUGGCCUUUGUAUUUAUUGAUAAUUAUUGAACUCAUUUGUCCAGUAUAAACUCUCUUUUUUCGUUUAAUCAUCUGAAAACUUUCCUCCUUCAUCCUUUUAUUGAGUAAUUAUUAGAGACAAUGAUCAUUGAGAAACAUCAGUACGUAUUGUUAUGAUUGGAACUGAACGGGAAGUAUAAGGUUCUAAAUAAAUAAAAAUAUUAUUUUGUUCCAGCAGAGAAAAUUGGGAUUUAAUACUUUCCAAUACUGGUGAGGAAAAAGGCGGCUACGUAGCUUUCAGUCAAGCGUGGAAACGGGCGUCGCUUUUUUUUGGAUUUUCCUAAGAGUAUUCCAGGGGCCUCGAGCGACCGUGUUGUAAUAGAUAAGCAGGGAACUACAGUGGCAAUAACAGUAAAGACGAAGGGUCCCAAAGCCACUCAAAAAAUGCCAAAAGCACUAUCGGCGCAAUCAGAAUCCGGCACUCAAAUUGAGUGGAAAAAGCGCUCAUCAGUAUUAACUGAGAAUAAGAAUAAUUGGCCGGGUACAUUCCGAGAACAGACGAAAGCCUCGUUGAAACAGAGCCUUCACCACGUUAACAAACGAAUGAGUACUUCAAAAACUAACCGAACAUUGACUGCAGAUUAUAGAGAACCUAGAAAAUCUAAGAAUAAUUUUUCAUCGGCGAACCCCUCAGUCUCAUCCAUUGAGAGUGGAGAUAGUACAGAGUCUGUUAUCGUUACCGAUAAAGGGGUUCAAUGUGGAACCUUAUUCCAUUCUUCUAACAACCAUUUCAAUUUAUUAAAUCCCAUUCCAACAAUUGGCUUUUUGAUGAAGGAGCUUGAGAGUUUAAUUAAGGAUAAAAAAUCUAGUGGAAUUUUGUACGAAAUGGAGCAAGCGUUGUUGAGAAUACCUAACGAUAGUGGAAAAUCAGGCCAUGCUGAUGUGGAGACAAUUCUCAAACAUACCCACGCCAGUGCGACAAUGCUAGCAGCUACAGGUAAAGAGAUGCAGACUACUUUGGAAGUAACGCUCAAGCAACAAGUCAUUCUUCAGCAGCAAUUGGAAGAGAAGUCUCUUCAACUCGAGGCAUCGCUCAGUCGAGAGGCCGACCUCAAGGCCCUUGUGAUAGAUCUUCGCCAGAGACUCACAGAAUCGUCAAAAUUAGAUCUCAUGAAUAAAAAACUCCUCAAUGACCUCAAAGAGAAAAACGAAGAAAACCAACUCCUGCAGAAUAUCAUAACACAACUCAAAACCGAACUUAAUGAGGAGACGGAACUUGCGCGACAGCGUUGUCUCGAUUGUCAGUUCUUCGAAAUGGAAAAGGAAAAAUUGUCUGUAAUAUCCUCUCUUAAGGAUUCCCAACUAAUCGAACAUCGGAAGUCCAUGAAAAACCUCCAGAAUCUGAUCGGAGAUCAAUUGCUCAACAUCAAAAAGUUUCUAAAACCUGAAAAUGUAACUGUGAAUCAACCCCGCAAUUUAUCUUUGAUGGUAAGCGGCGGACGAGCCUCUUCGUCUCCUGUUCGUACCGUCAACAACUCAAUAAUUUCUUUAAAUAAUAACCGACAUAACGAUGUUGACGUCCUAGAAUCCUCCAUUUCUACGAUUGAUGGGACACAUCCUCACACAAGUAUAAAUCGUAAAAUGUCAGUACAGUUGGAGACUCUAAUGAAUGAGUCUGAAAAUGAAUGUCAAACAGAGAAAUUUACGGAGAAAACCCACUUAGAAUUAACGUCAUUCAGAGCGGAUGAGGGGUCACAGUCUGAUUCUAUAUCGAAACCUAAUGAAGAUGAAUUUAUUUAUGAUCUUCGUAACGGUAUUCGUGAUAGUAAUUAUGAUGAGAUGGAUCCGCAAGUGAGGGAGGUACAAAUGUCGAGAGGGAGAGUCUCUCUGGAUGAGAGAAUUGAAGCAAGCAAGGGUCUAAAAGAAAUCGAGAUGAUGUAUGAAAAUACUAGAAUUAAUAGUAAGAUUGAGGUGAGAGUACCAAGCCCUCCAAGAAACUAUCCACAUCCUGACUGGAGUGAUAGUUCGCUGCCAACCAUGAGCAUCUCCUCUAACUUAUUGUGAUUAACAAGUAGACAGUAAAGGAUCUUUGAAGAGAUUUUACACUGGAUUAUUUUCUUUAUACUUUUACGAUUAUUUAUUGAUUUCAAUGGGCGGAUUAAAUCAAAGAGUUUAUUUCAUUCGAGUGAGGAGACUGUGCAGGGGAGAUAUUUUCCUUUGGCUGAUCUGCUGAGAAAUAUUAAAAGUGAAUUAAAGAAGUUGAGAAUAUUUUCGAAAAAAUAAAAGUUUCAGAGAAAUUAAUUAAAAUAGCGUUUAGAUUGAGAAUUUUAUGGAUCAUUAAUAUAGGGUCGCUACUUUUUUUUACAAAUUCAGGAAUUCAUAACUCAUGUCAAAAAGUGUUUUUAA